This is a messenger RNA of Austrofundulus limnaeus, 3325 nucleotides long. RefSeq names its product diacylglycerol kinase zeta. Gene Ontology annotation, cellular component: glutamatergic synapse; plasma membrane. Gene Ontology annotation, biological process: phospholipase C-activating G protein-coupled receptor signaling pathway. The record is from RefSeq and is a predicted model, not a curated record. Gene Ontology annotation, molecular function: ATP-dependent diacylglycerol kinase activity; protein binding. NCBI's taxonomy places the organism in Eukaryota, Metazoa, Chordata, Actinopteri, Cyprinodontiformes, Rivulidae.
GAAAGCCAUCGCCAAGUCCAACCUGCAGUCGGUUCAGCCCAACGUGUCGACGUCCGGCCAGAUGGACUUUCUCCAGCCCAGCAGUACUGUGGACUGGACUGAAAACGCUCAGUAUGGCGAACACAUCUGGUUUGAGGCCAGUGUUUCCGGAGACUUCUGUUACGUUGGAGAGCAGUACUGCGUCGCCAAAUCUCUGCAAAAGUCCGUCGCCAGGAUGAAGUGUGCGGGAUGUAAGAUAUCCGUACACGUCACGUGCAUGGAGCAGCUGGAGAAGAUUAACUUCAGGUGCAAACCGUCGUUCAGGGAGCCGGCGUGUCGAGCCAGCAGAGAGGGCAACGUGGUGCGACAUCACUGGGUCCACAGGAGGCGGCAGACCGGGAAGUGUCGGCAGUGUGGGAAGGGCUUCCAGCAGAAGUUUACGUUUCACAGCAAAGACAUUGUUGCUAUCAGCUGCUCGUGGUGCAAACAGGCGUACCACAACAAGGUGACGUGUUUCAUGCUGCAGCAGAUAGAAGAGUGUUGCUCUCUGGGAGCUCACGCCGCCGUCAUCGUCCCCCCAACGUGGAUCAUCAGAGUCCGCCGGCCGCAGAUGUCUCUGAAAUCCAGCAAAAAGAAAAAACGAACGUCGCUGAAGUGCAACAAGGGGAGCAAAAAGGGAGGAGAGAUCCAAGAUGGCCGCUGGAAGCCCUUCCUGGUGAAGCCCCUCCCCUCGCAGCUCAUGAAGCCUCUGCUGGUGUUUGUUAACCCAAAGAGUGGAGGCAAUCAGGUUGGAGCUGUACUCCAAAGUGCCCAAUCUGAGGAUCCUGGCGUGCGGCGGUGAUGGCACGGUGGGCUGGAUUCUGUCGGUGUUGGAUGAGUUGAAGCUCCGCCCCCAGCCUCCUGUGGCCAUCCUUCCUUUGGGGACGGGGAAUGACCUGGCCAGGACCCUCAACUGGGGCGGGGGUUACACGGAUGAACCCAUCACAAAGAUCCUGUCUCAUGUGGAGGACGGGAACGUGGUCCAGCUGGACCGGUGGAACCUACACGUGGAGGCCAACCCGGAGGUUCGACCUGACGAGCGGGAUGAGCAGCAGACAGAUAAGCUUCCAAUCGAUGUUUUCAACAACUACUUCAGCCUGGGCUUCGACGCUCACGUCACGCUGGGCUUCCAUGAAUCCAGAGAGGCGAACCCAGAGAAAUUCAACAGCCGCUUCAGGAAUAAGAUGUUCUAUGCUGGGACGGCCUUCUCUGACUUCCUGAGUGGCAGCUCCAAAGAUCUGGCGAAACACAUCAAAGUGGUGUGUGAUGGCACAGACCUCACAGCCAAAGUCCAGGAGAUGAAGCUGCAGUGCCUCCUCUUCCUCAACAUUCCCAGGUACUGUGCCGGCACCACACCGUGGGGGAACCCCAGCGAGCAUCAAGACUUCGAACCUCAGCGUCACGACGACGGCUGCAUCGAGGUCAUCGGCUUCACCAUGACAUCACUGGCCACGCUGCAGGUGGGCGGUCACGGCGAGCGUCUCCAUCAGUGUAAGGAGGUGACCCUCACCACCACCAAGUCCAUCCCCAUGCAGGUGGACGGAGAGCCCUGCAAGCUGUCCCCGUCCAUCAUCCGCAUCAGCCUGCGCAGCCAGGCCAACAUGGUCCAGAAGGUGAAGAGGAGGAUCAACAUGCCCCACCUGAACGAUCAGCAGCCGGUUCCAGAGAAGCUGCAGAUCACAGUGAACCGGAUCAGUAUGGCAGCCUACGAGGCUCUGCACUACGACAAGGACCAGCUGAAGGAGGCCUCCGUGCCGCUCGGACUCAUCGUCGUCCCCGGGGACAGCGACCUGGAGAUGUGCCGCCUGCACAUCGAGCGCCUGCAGGACCACCAGGACCACCAGGACCAGGACGGAGACACGGUGACCGAAGACAGCCUGUCCUCUCAGAAACUGUCCCUGAACUGGUGCUUCCUCGACUGUACGACUGCAGAUCGCUUCUACAGGAUCGAUCGGGCUCAGGAACACCUGAACUACGUGACAGAGAUCUCUCAGGACCACCUCUACAUCCUGGACCCGGAGCUGGUCCUCAAGGAGACAGUGGGAACCUCGCCCAGCAUGCCUGACCUGGUGGACUCUGAGGACCCCCCGAGACAAUUCUCCUACCCCUGCUCCCCGUCCUCCCCCACCUGCUCCAGCACCGCCAGGAGAGGAGCAAAGUUUAUCAGUGUUGAUCGCUCUGAUUCAACUGUGGCUGAUCUCAGACCAGCUGAUAGAACCUCGACUGCUGCCUCACUGAUGACUGAAAAAGGUGAAGAACUGAUCCACUGCGUCCAGAACCAGAACCUGGACAGGCUGAAGGAACUCCACCUGCAGGGGGUGGAGCUCCAGCUGCAGGACGCAGGUGGCUGCACGCUGCUGCAUCACGCCGUGCAGUCGGGCAGUAAAGAUGUUGUGAAGUACCUCAUCGACCACGUGUCGACCUCUCACCUGGACGUUGCAGAGAAAGACUCAGGUGAGACAGCGCUCCAUAAAGCCGCCGCCCUCUGUCAGAGGAGCAUCUGUCACUUCCUGGUGGAGGCGGGGGCAUCUCUGAUGAAGACAGACCUGCAGGGCGACACACCCAAACACCGCGCCGCCAAGGCCAACGACCAGGAACUGGCUGACUACCUGGGGAGCCGCCAGCAUUACCAGAUGAUCCAGAGAGAGGACGAGGAGACGGCGGUGUGACCCGGAACCAGACUGGUCUUGGUUCUGGACUCACUUUGUUUGAUGAAAUGAACCAAACACCCAGUCUGACUGUAAGCAGUGGUCCGUGGUGGUCCCUUCCUGCUGUCAGGGGGAAUGAAGAUGAAGACAUAGAUUCCACGUUUUCCUGUUUUCCUGGACGAGACGAGGCGUCUCUCUGGGUCCAGAUUCUUCCUGCUCAGAACCCUUCAGUCCUCCGGUUGACCCGAAGAACAGAAAAACCUCCCGGACACUAAAAACCAAAUCAAACUAGCUUUUAUUAGAGAGAAACAGGAAGUGUCUGCAGCUUUUAGUGACAUUUUGGAUGUUUUUCUUUCUCCAGAGAAAUAAAUGUUUGGAUAUUUAACGUAGGCAGCAGUGACUUUAAAUAUUUAUGAUGUGUUUGUAGAGGAGAACAUUUUACUGUAAUCACAGCUUUACUUGUUUAACCUGUUUGUUAGAAGCUGCAGCAGGAAGUUGUCGUGUGUAAAUACCUGCGGCGCUGAUUCUGAUGAAGGUUUUAAAGAAUCUGAGGUCAGGUUCUGAAGGCAGCCCGGUCCGUCCGCUCAUUAACAAGCUUCAUGUGUUCACUGUCUGGUUUCAUCAUUUCUGACCUGCAAUAAAGCUCGUCAACAACUUCC